Messenger RNA from Chanos chanos (milkfish), 2097 nucleotides. It is a transcript of the gene prkcg, whose product is annotated as protein kinase C, gamma. The record is from RefSeq and is a predicted model, not a curated record. Lineage: Eukaryota; Metazoa; Chordata; Actinopteri; Gonorynchiformes; Chanidae. The transcript has 16 exons. Gene Ontology annotation, biological process: protein phosphorylation. Gene Ontology annotation, molecular function: diacylglycerol-dependent serine/threonine kinase activity; zinc ion binding; ATP binding. The coding region runs from base 1 to 2097 and encodes 698 amino acids.
AUGUCUACCCCAGUCUCUCCGUCGCCCUCCCUCUCUCCGCUUGCCCUGUCCUCCCCAUCUCCUUCCUCAUCCCCCCUGCCCUCCCCUCUCUCUCCUCCUCCCCGUGUGCCUGUGUUCCAGAGGAAAGGAGCGCUCAAACACAAACGUAUUGUGGAGGUGAAGGAUCAUCAGUUCACCGCACGCUUCUUUAAACAGCCUACCUUCUGCAGCCACUGCACUGACUUUAUAUGGGGAAUUGGAAAACAGGGUUUCCAGUGUCAAGUUUGUAGUUUUGUUGUUCACAAACGGUGCCAUGAGUUUGUCACCUUUACGUGUCCUGGAGCUGUGUCCGGCCCUAAAGCAGAGGAUCUGAAGAGUAAACACAAGUUUAAGAUACACACCUACUCCAGUCCUACGUUUUGUGACCACUGUGGGUCUCUACUCUAUGGACUCAUUCACCAAGGAAUGAAAUGCAGCAGCUGCGAUAUGAACGUCCAUAAACGUUGUGAGAAUAGCGUGCCCAGCCUCUGUGGACACGACCACACAGAGAAAAGGGGGCGGAUCCACCUGAGUGUACGAGGAGAGAGGGAGGAGCUAUAUGUCACAGUGUACGAAGCUCAUAAUCUGAUCCCGAUGGAUCCAAAUGGGUUGUCAGACCCAUAUGUGAAACUCAAGCUCAUUCCUGAUCCAAAGAGCCAGAGCAAACAGAAAACCAGAACCAUCCGCUCAACCCUUAAUCCCGUCUGGAACGAGAGCUUCACCUUCUCCGUGAAGGGACGGCAGUGGGACAGGCGUUUGUCUAUAGAGGUCUGGGACUGGGAUCGCACGUCUCGGAAUGACUUCAUGGGUGCCUUGUCGUUCGGAGUGAGCGAGAUAUUCCGGCGUUCUGUGAACGGAUGGUUCAAACUCCUCAACCAGGAGGAGGGAGAGUAUUACAAUAUACCAGUGCCUGAUCCAGACCUGCAGGAGCCGGCACCUCCAGACUCUUCCUCUGUUCCGUCCACCCCUGUUGCUGCCUUGUCACCGGCGCCAGUCCCAGCAGUGACUCCGCCCACUUCAGCCCCACCCCCUCCUGCGAUUCUGUCUCCAGGGAAACGAAAAAUCAGCAUGCAUGAUUUCAACUUCCUCAUGGUACUGGGGAAAGGUAGCUUCGGCAAGGUCCUGCUGGCUGAAGAGAGAGGAAGUGAGCGUCUGUUUGCGGUGAAAGUGUUGAAGAAGGACGUGUUGUUUCAGGACGAGGACACAGAGAGCGCCAUGGUGGAGAGAAGAGUUCUCGGCCUGAGUGGGAGGCCACACUUCCUAACCGCUCUCUACUGUGCAUUUCAGACAGAGGACCGCCUGUACUACGUAAUGGAGUAUGUGAAUGGAGGAGAUCUGAUGUUUCAUAUUCAAAUUGUUGGAAAAUUCAAAGAACCUCACGCAGCGUUUUAUGCUGCAGAGAUUGCAGUGGGUCUUUUUUUUCUCCAUAACAAAGGAAUCAUCUACAGAGAUCUGAAGCUGGAUAACGUGCUGUUGGACAGUGAGGGACAUAUAAAGAUCGCCGACUUCGGAAUGUGCAGAGAGGGAAUGCUGGAAGGAGACACCACCCGCACUUUCUGUGGAACGCCAGAUUACAUCGCUCCCGAGAUCGUGGCGUACCAGCCCUACGGGAAAGCUGUGGACUGGUGGUCAUAUGGAGUUCUUCUCUACGAGAUGUUGGCUGGACAGCCUCCGUUUGAUGGCAUUGAUGAAGAAGAACUGUUUCAGUCCAUCAUGGAACAGAGCGUGUCCUAUCCCAAAAGCCUCUCUCGCGAGGCAGUAGCCAUCUGCAAGGGGCUCAUGACCAAGAACCCGGCGAAGCGUCUGGGCGGAGGGGAGGAUGCGGAGCGAGAGAUAAGGGAACAUCCGUUUUUCCGCUGGAUUGACUGGGACCGACUGGAGAGGCUGGAGAUUCAGCCUCCGUUUAAACCCAGAACUGGGGGGCGAAAGGGUGAGAAUUUCGACAAGUUCUUCACGGCGGCACCCUCGGCUCUCACGCCGUCCGACCCCGACGUCCUUGCCGCCAUCGAUCAGGACGACUUCCAGGGUUUUUCCUACAUCAACCCGGAGUACCCGCUCUCUCCCCUGACCGCUGUUUAA